This is a messenger RNA of Moneuplotes crassus, 1373 nucleotides long. Lineage: Eukaryota; Ciliophora; Spirotrichea; Euplotida; Euplotidae. The record is from the annotation of a GenBank genome assembly.
GCAGCCAUUAAAGAUGUUGACUCCAUUCCUCGGAAAAAGCAAAGGCAAAUUACUCAACUUAGUUGAACGGAAAACCAGACAUAUGAUGUACAGCGAAACAGUAGCAUACAAAGGAGCGUUUUUAUAACUUCUGUUAGAGAGAAACUUCUGCCUUAUUAUAAAGGAGGAGUAGAAAUAGAUCCACAACAGGAAGAGGAUAUCAUUAGAGAAGUCUAUGACGAGGUCAACGACCUCUUCAUAGACGAACACUGGAUGAUCUCAAACGGAGAUUUAUUAGAACAAACCUUUGCCAUGCUUAGUCCUCUCAAGAAGAUAUGAACUCAUAAUAAGCUAAAAUGGUAUACAGAUGAAAAUUAUGAUCUAAUGCAUCCAAAUGACUUUCAGAUUCACCUCAGGUCUGAAGAUUUAGUUAAAGAAGAGAAAAGUCUCUGGGAAGUCAAGCCAGAAUUGCUUGAUUAUCUUAAAUAAAGAAGUGGGCCAUAUAGUCGAAUACAAGCAGUCUAAUAUUGACCAUCAUGAAGCAGGAGAUGGGAUAUUCGUAAAAACUCAUAAUGGACAGAGUCUGCUACCAGGAACUUUACUCGGUUUUUAUCCUGGAGUUAUUCGAUCUCAAUUUACGAAAUUGCUUCAACAUAAUGAAGAAUCUAUGAAUUUUAACAUUAAAAGGUAUGAUAGCUUUUGGAUAGAUUCUGAAGCUCUUUUACCUUACCCAGCAAAGCAGAACUUAUCUUUAUCUGAAUUAAAAUAAAAGUGUUAAUUUUUUGAAUUCUGCUAUCGGUGGUGAAGAUUGUAUUGAAUUCGUUGAUCCAGAAUAUCUGAACCCCUAUGCUAUUGGGCAUAAGAUAAAUCAUCCUCCUCCAGAAGUGGCUGCCAAUGCAGAACUGGUUGAUUUUGAUAUACCUUACACAUGGUUCCCUGAAGAAUAUAGAGUUCAUCUUCCUUACAUAGAUGAAAAAGAUUUUCAUGGAGAAGAAUCUAUAGCCAGGAAAAAUAUACUUAGAGGUGUAGCAGUACUCGCAUCCAGAUUCAUUGAAGAUGGCGAAGAAAUCUAUUUUGACUACCUGAAACAGCCUAUGGCUUGGAGGAACAUAACUGAGGACUGGCUGGUGCUCUCACCUCCUAGCUCACCUUUAUUGCAAAAGAAAAAGUUAACUACAGAGGUUCCUCUCUUGUUCAAAAUUAUGCUAGGAAUUCGAGAUUUGAAAUUGGGAGAGAAAUUCGAUACUUGGUACGAAAGAAUCGAAGCUGAGCCGCCCUCCUUUGAAUUAAAAUCACGGAAGAAAGUUACCAAGAGUGUUAAGGAAAGACUUGCUCUUAAACAAGAAGAGGAACAGAAGCGGAUCUCUGAAGGAAAGCAGGAUGAAAAGGAAUAA